Molecule: messenger RNA, 2553 nt
Organism: Exserohilum turcica Et28A
Lineage: Eukaryota; Fungi; Ascomycota; Dothideomycetes; Pleosporales; Pleosporaceae
Exons: 1
Coding region: 1-2553 (850 amino acids)
Cellular component (GO): mitochondrion
Molecular function (GO): oxidoreductase activity; protein binding
Source: RefSeq, a predicted model, not a curated record
AUGGCGACUUCCCAGCGCGUUGUCAUUAUCGGCGCCGGCAUUGUCGGCACCAACCUUGCCGACGAGCUGGUCUCGCGAGGAUGGAAGGACAUCACCGUUGUCGAACAAGGCCCUUUGAGCAUGCCUGGUGGCUCCACAUCGCAUGCGCCUGGCCUGGUCUUCCAGACGAACCCGUCGAAAACAAUGACCCUGCUCGCAAAGUACACGGUCGAAAAACUACAAGCCCUCGAAAAGGAUGGGCAGAACUGCUUCAACCAAUUGGGUGGCAUGGAGGUUGCGACCACACCUGAGCGUCUGCAGGAAAUCAAGCGCAAGCAUGGCUAUGCGCAGUCCUGGGGAAUCGAGGCGCACCUGAUCAGCCCCGAAGAGUGUCUCCAGAAAUAUCCGCUUCUCAACAAGGACAUUGUCCUGGGCGGCCUGUACAUCCCGACUGACGGCCUCGCAUUGGCAGCUCGCGCGACCCAGAUUCUGAUCGAGAAUACACGCAACGCCGGCGUAAAAUAUCUCGAGCACACCCUCGUAACGGGCAUCGAGCAAGCAAACGGACGCGUGACCGGCGUAACGACGAACAACGGUUCAGUCCCAGCCGACAUAGUUGUUUCAUGUGCGGGCUUUUGGGGUGUAGAGAUUGGCGCAAUGGUUGGUUUGAAGGUGCCGCUGCUUCCUCUCGGUCACCAGUAUGCAAAGACAACGACUGUUCCCGGUCUCGAGAACCGCGAGGUCAACAAGAAGAUCAACGCCAUGAACGCCGAAUAUCCGAUCCUCCGACACCAAGACCAGGACCUAUACUACAGAGAGCAUGGAGAUCAGUAUGGUAUUGGCUACUACGGCCAUCGCCCGAUGCCCAUCAAAGCAUCUUCGUUGGGUGUUACACCCAAGCAUGUGGAUGAGAAGAGUAUGCCCUCUCGACUUGAGUUCACACCCGAAGACUUUGAGCCGGCUUGGAAAGCAACGAAAGAAUUGCUUCCCGUCUUACGCCAGACUGAGAUUGCAGACGGCUUCAACGGAAUCUUCUCCUUCACGCCAGACGGUGGAUCGGUCGUCGGACAAGCUCCUCACUUGGACAACUUCUGGGUUGCAGAAGCUGUUUGGGUCACACACUCGGCUGGUGUUGCUCGAGCUGUCGCAGAGACACUCACAGAGGGCCGUUCGACCGUGGACGUCUCCGAGUGUGAGCUGACACGGUUUGAAGAAGUUCAGCUGAGCCCAGAGUACGUCAGCGAAACCUCGCAGCAGAACUUUGUAGAGAUUUACGACAUCAUCCACCCUCUUGCACCAAAAGAGAGCCCUCGUAACCUUCGUCUCAGUCCUUUCUAUGCUCGACAAAAGGAGCAAGGCGCAUUCUUCCUCGAGGUUGGAGGCUGGGAGCGUCCACACUGGUACGAAGCCAAUGCCAGCCUGGUGCAAACUUUGCCAGAGGAGUGGAAGCCGGUCGACCGCGAUGCCUGGUCGUCCAAGUUUUACUCGCCGAUUGCUGCAGCUGAAGCCUGGAAAACUCGUAACGCGGUGGCGCUAUAUGACAUGACCACCUUCCACCGUUUCGAGGUGUCUGGCCCUGGCGCAGUCCAUUUGCUUCAAAGACUUACCACUAGCGACGUCUCUGGAAAACCCGGUGGUAUCGUCCAUACCCUACUUGUCAACGCUCACGGCGGCGUCUUGAGUGACGUCUUCGUGUCGAGAAUCGAAGGAGACCUGUUUCAGGUGGGCGCGAAUACUGCGACCGAUCUUGCCUACCUCUCACGCGAGGCUCGCCACCAAGAGAAGCAUACUCCAGGCCAGUGGGUACAAGUACGAGACAUUACAGGCAGCACCUGCUGCCUUGGUCUUUGGGGCCCCAGGGCUCGGGAUGUUAUCCAAACAGUCAGCCCCGACGACUUCAGCAGCAACGGACUACCCUACAUGGGCGUCAAGAAGACAAGCAUAGCAGGUAUUCCAGUCACCAUGUUCCGAAAGUCUUUCGUAGGCGAGUACGGCUGGGAGAUCCAAACCACGCCUGACCUGGGUUUGCGCCUUUGGGACAUACUAUGGCAGGCAGGUAAGCCUCAUGGCCUCAUUGCCGCCGGUCGUGCAGCAUUCAACGGCCUGAGAAUCGAGAAGGGCAUCCGAGCAUUGGGAUCCGACAUGAAUUCGGAGCAUAACCCCUGGGAAGCCGGAGUCACAUACGCCAUCCAAAUGGACAAGAAGGCUGAAUACGUUGGCAAGUUUGCCUUGGAACAGCUUUCGAAGAAGGCGCCGCCCCGCCGGCUGAGGUGUCUCACCGUCGACGAUGGUCGGUCCAUGGUGAUGGGCAAGGAGCCUGUGUUUGUUGAAGGCCAAAGAGCUGGCUAUGUUACCAGUGCGGCUUUUGGCUACACCGUACGAAAGCCCGUGGCGUACGCAUGGCUUCCAAGUAAUGUCGGCGAAGGAAAGUCGGUGGAGAUUGAGUACUUUGGCAAGAAGAUCCAGGCCACAGUAACGCGCGAUCCUUUGUAUGACCCACAGGAGCGCCAUCUGCGAAGCGAGGGACUCACAGCGCAGCCGGCGCUGGAGAAGAGGUUGAAGUCAUUGUUGUGA